Molecule: messenger RNA, 1872 nt
Organism: Cladocopium goreaui
Lineage: Eukaryota; Dinophyceae; Suessiales; Symbiodiniaceae
Source: the annotation of a GenBank genome assembly
AUGGUUUUCCUCGGUGGCAUUUGGCUGUUUGGUUACUCGCGCACCCAGAAGCACAUCACGCUGAGCAGCACAGAAGCUGAAUAUGUUGCUUUGGUUGGAGGAGCGUCAGAGGGGCUUUUCUUGAAGGCCGUGGUGCAACAUUUGGUUUGUGGCGUGGUGGAGCUCAAAGUUUUGGGUGACAACACUUCAGCAAUUGCCAUCGGAAUGCGAGAGGGUGUUUCGAGACUGAAGCAUCUUGAUGGACGUUUGCUAUGGAUGCAACAACGUCAACAGCUUGGAGACCUACAACUUCGAAGGGUAGAUACUUUGACAAACCCGGCAGACAUGGGAACGAAGGUUCUUGGAGGUCGACGGGUACGACUUCUACUACAUCUACUUGGUUUCCAGAGUGACGAUGGUGACCUGGGACAUGCAGAGUUUGAACAGGAGAGGCUGAAGAAGGAGAGCAGAGAACAGCUGCCGGCGAUCAGAAAGAUUGUGCAAGCUGAAGUUCCAGAAGCUCAACAGGGUCAGAGCAGCACACUUCUCAACAAGGUGGCAAAGCGUUUGCUGAGGCUAUCAGUUGGCACUUUACUUUUCGGUGAAGGAGAAGCCUUGAGCCUGCCCUACAACAUGGAGAGCAAUGCACAGUGCUUUGUUUCAGUGGAGACGACCGAGGUCACUACCCCGUGGACUAUUUUCUUCUUGGUGUCCAUCAUCGUGGUUUUGGUGAUCGCGGUCAUGACGUUGCUGAAGAUUAUGUACGUGAUGCACCUUCGGAUCGAAGCAACAAGAGAAGCAAUGGAUUGGGUCAGAACGCAGUGGAGACAGUCGAGAGACAGGAGAAUGAUCAGAGAAGAGGAGCAGCAACGACUUGGAGUUUGGUUGAACGAUACCGAUGAAGAGUCUGGAGGUGAGAAUGAGGAGUUUCAAGAAGAAGAACAACUUCCAGGAGAAGAACAACCAACAAUGAAUGGAGCUGCGCAUAUCCGCAGAAUGGCCCUGGAGGAGUUUCACAAUGGCAUGGAAGAAGGUGGAGAAUUUGAGAUGGAAGAGAUCGAAGUUGAAGUCGAUCCUGGAGCUGAAGCUGGUGGUGAUCGUGCGGUACCACUAGGUGAUGGAGCUUAUGAUUUCGACUUCGACGUGGAUAGCAUUUCAAUUCAUGGUGAAGGACCUUCAGGUGAAUGCAAGAUGGAGCAAGAACAGGAAGAGGAAGAGAGCGACGAUGACAUGGAGACGGACUAUGGCUCAGUUGGCAUGGUGGACGAGGACUUCAGUGUCUUUGAGAACCUCGAGCCGACUGAGUAUGACGACUUCAGGUUCAUCGUGCUCAGUGAAAGUCGCGGUGUGGAGCACUACAUCGUGCGCAAGCUGAGUUGGCCGGUCACCAGGGAGAUUUGGAUCGCGAUACAGGAGCUCUUUGCAAUGCACAAGGCAGUUCAACUUGGAGGAGUUGAAGAGCGCAAGAAGGUGAUCCGUUUCCUACUUGCAAGGAAGAAAUACCAAUUUUGGUAUGAAGCUGGUCGCAUUCAACCUGGUGAAUCCUUGGAGGAGUCGGACAUGCCAGAUGAAUGGUUAGCAGCCCAUUAUGGAUGGGGAGAACCAGUUGGAGGGCAGCCAUAUGAAAGUGAUGAUGAAGGUUCAUGGAGCCCGAGUGCAACAGGAAGCGUGGCCAUCAUCGAGGACACGGACAUCGGAGCUUCGAGCAGCGCACAUGCACCAGCGCUGCCACCACCACCUGUCGUCACAGAAGAACCUGGAUCAACAACUGAUACACCAGGAGUGACUGCAGAGCCAAAGGCCAAAUCGAAAGGAAAAUGCGGUGGAAAAGGUACAACAGUGCUUUGGUCAAAGGACCCACCGGUAGAGGACGAUGCAGACGGGCAUGUGUGA